Loa loa (African eye worm) is the source of this 300-nucleotide messenger RNA. RefSeq lists its product as hypothetical. The coding region runs from base 1 to 300 and encodes 99 amino acids. Lineage: Eukaryota; Metazoa; Nematoda; Chromadorea; Rhabditida; Onchocercidae. The transcript is spliced from 4 exons. The record is from RefSeq and is a predicted model, not a curated record.
AUGAAAUGCACAGCCAUUGUGCAGCAGUAUAUGUUCGCUGAAACAAUCUUUCAACUUUACUGCGAAGCAAGAAUCGAUUACAGUUUCAAUUUUCGAUUACAAAAUGAAACCUUAUGCGAACAGCUGCUGAUUGCCGCCCUAGAAAUAAAUACGUGGGAAUUUUCUGAUUUGUCGGCAGAUAUGCAAACAGCGACACUGCUUACUGCGAUGCCAUGCACGGUCAGUGUUACUGAUGUUUCAAGGAUAAGUAAAUAUCUAUAUGCUGACGGUCUGCUGGAAGCAUUGAGACCGAAAUUUUAG